CUUAGAUGGGCCACUUAAGGCCCAAAUAAAUACGUGAAGCAGAGCUUAUGUGAUUAUUUCCUCUCUCAGGUCAGGAGUUGUUGUAGACACAGCAGCUUGGUCUCUUUCAUUGGCACAAAGAGAGAAAAUCUGAAAUUGAGAGAGACAGAGAAAAAUGGCGUCGCUUCUGAAAGCAUUCAUCGAUCCAAAGAAGAACUUCCUCGCUCGUAUGCAUAUGAAAGCCAUAUCUACUCGCCUUCGCAGAUACGGUCUGAGGUACGAUGAUCUGUACGAUCAGUAUUACAGUAUGGACAUCAAAGAGGCUAUGAACAGAUUGCCCAGGGAGGUCGUUGAUGCUCGUAACCAGCGUCUCAAGCGUGCCAUGGACCUCUCCAUGAAGCACGAGUACCUCCCCAAGGAUCUUCAGGCGGUGCAGACCCCAUUCCGUGGCUAUCUUCAGGACAUGCUUGCUCUUGUUGAGAGGGAAAGCAAGGAACGAGAGGCCUUGGGAGCUCUACCACUAUACCAGCGCACACUCCCAUAAGCAUUCCUUUCCCCUUUUCUUGUGGUCAACGCUGCUUCUCUGCAUAAAUCUGCAACAUUGAUAUUUUGGUGCUCACUUUCUGAACAGAGCUAUUUACUAUUUGAAAAAGCAUAAAUCUGUGAUAGUUUUCCUAAGUGGAUAUGUUGCUAGUUACAUUUUUAUCGCUUUUGCUGGCUUGAAUAAAAUCGACGACGCAACUCAAGUCUGUCUCGAUGAUUUAUCAUUUUCGAGGUCUGGUUUGCUCUUUUAUUCUUAUAAUUGGUCUCUCAGAAUCGUUUAAGUUUUAUGCAUUGAAAUGUAGAAGUGCCAUGAUUCCAUAUUCUUGGGAAUUUGGUCGAGCCAUGUUGAUGUAUCCUUUGCAUUGACAGUUUCAUGUGAGAAAUUAAUGGGAGAGAAUUAUGAGUUUAUUAGGCACCGAUAAA
Molecule: messenger RNA, 945 nt
Organism: Arabidopsis thaliana (thale cress)
Lineage: Eukaryota; Viridiplantae; Streptophyta; Magnoliopsida; Brassicales; Brassicaceae
Product: Cytochrome bd ubiquinol oxidase, 14kDa subunit
Exons: 4
Coding region: 155-523 (122 amino acids)
Biological process (GO): mitochondrial electron transport, ubiquinol to cytochrome c
Cellular component (GO): respiratory chain complex III; mitochondrial inner membrane
Source: RefSeq, marked reviewed